AUGUCAAGAAGCUGCACCAGUGCCCGACCUACAAGACAGCGAGCACAGCGGUGCUCCUGUCGCGGGUUGCGUGGAUCGUCCCAGACCUGCGGCGUGGCCUGGCCUGGCACCGGGACGGGAAGCCGUUCCGGAAGCUGCGGCACCAGGCCUACGUCGGCAGGCAGCGGGCCAUCACCCGGCUGGCGGAGCAGUUCCGCGCGCCCCCCGGCAUGA
This is a messenger RNA of Auxenochlorella protothecoides, 213 nucleotides long. RefSeq lists its product as hypothetical. The record is from RefSeq and is a predicted model, not a curated record. The transcript has 2 exons. NCBI's taxonomy places the organism in Eukaryota, Viridiplantae, Chlorophyta, Trebouxiophyceae, Chlorellales, Chlorellaceae. Bases 1 to 213 code for a protein of 70 amino acids.